AGCGUGUGGGCGUGUGGAACAUUCCCUACAUGGCUCAUAUCUACUUGAUAAAGGGAGAGGUCCUGAGAAACGAGCUGAAGGAGAGGAACCAUUUUGUUUUGGAGAAACUGGAUCCUGACAUGGCUCUGUGCAGACACGCUAGAGAACUGACCAAUCACAGAGAAAAAGACUCCCCCAACCCGGAAACAUUCCAUAUGCUCAGAGUUCCAAAGGGAAUGUUCAUGUACAUUACAAACCGUCAUGAGUUUGGAAGGCUGAUAUCCACAGCAAACUUUAACACAUCACAUUACAACAGUGAUCUGUGGCAAAUAUUUGAGAAUCCAGUGGACUGGAAGGAGAAAUACAUCCACCCCAACUACACACGCAUCUUCACAGAGAACUACCUAGAAGAGCCAUGUCCAGAUGUGUUCUGGUUCCCGGUCUUCACGGAGCGAGCCUGUGAUGAGCUGGUGGAGGAGAUGGAACACUAUGGGUCCUGGUCUGGAGGCAACCACGAG
Molecule: messenger RNA, 497 nt
Organism: Oncorhynchus masou masou (cherry salmon)
Lineage: Eukaryota; Metazoa; Chordata; Actinopteri; Salmoniformes; Salmonidae
Product: procollagen-lysine,2-oxoglutarate 5-dioxygenase 2-like
Exons: 6
Biological process (GO): peptidyl-lysine hydroxylation
Cellular component (GO): endoplasmic reticulum
Molecular function (GO): procollagen-lysine 5-dioxygenase activity
Source: RefSeq, a predicted model, not a curated record